CCCGCGCCCUCGCCCGCGCACCGGAGCGGAUCCGCUUCUGUGCGAACAGAAGGCGAGACUCUGCCCACUGUGGGGAGAGUGGGGCGGCUGAGAGACCGGGGCCAUGCUGACGGACGGUCGAAGUGGAGCGCGGUGACGCAGGGCUCGCAGAAAACCAAUGCCGUCAUGUGACAAAGGCGACUGGCGAGGGAGUACAGGAAGCAGCCUCCUCGGCCUCCGGCCGUCAUCUGCCUCGUCGUCGGCCUCCGGCAGACGGGGGGAGGCCCGGGAGUGUGGAAAUCUUUCCGGCACAGCCUGAGGGGAGACCUCGGACUGUUGCAGCCUUCUCGGCACAGCCUGAGGGAGACUUCGCAGUGUGGAAACCUUCCCGACACAGCCUGGGGGAAACCCUCCUCCUGGAGGGAUUUCGCAGAAUGAUUUCAUUGGACAGCGGCCGGCUGACCAUCGUCCACUUCAACGAUGUCUACAACAUCGAGGCAGGAAUGCAGGAACCGGUGGGAGGGGCGGCACGCUUUGUCACGGCAGUGGAGCAGUACAAGCACCUGAACCCCAUGGUCAUCUUUAGUGGCGACAUCUUCAGCCCCAGUCUAUUAAGCACCUUUGCCCGAGGAGAGCACAUGAUACCCGUGCUGAACCGGCUAGAAGUGCACGUUGCUGUGUAUGGAAAUCACGACUUCGACUUCGGCCUGGACUCCUGCAUGUCUCUGACCGCCGAGACGUCGUUCCCCUGGCUGCUGUCCAACGUGCGGAACAAGGAGACGCAGCGGCCGCUGGCCGAGGGCCGCAUCACCUACAUCACCCGCUGGAACGGGCUCAAGCUCGGUUUCAUGGGGCUGGUGGAGUACGAGUGGCUCGAGACGCUGUCGACGGUCAACCCAGAUGAAGUGCACUACAUCGACUAUGUGGACAUGGGCAACAGGCUAGCGGCCAAGCUUCGAAGUGAGGGCUGCGAUCUGGUCAUUGCCCUGACCCAUAUGCGAACAGCCAAUGACAUGCGACUUCUGGAGAAGGGUGAUGGCAUUGACCUGAUCCUUGGCGGACACGACCACGAGUACGAGAUCCACCGGACGGUGAACCGCCUGCUGGUGAAGUCUGGCACAGACUUCCGUGAGUUCUCCGUGCUGGGGCUGUCGCGCCAGACGGGCGGCACCUGGACGAUCGACGUCGAUAGAAUCGAGGUCACUUCUAAGUAUGACGAGGACCCGCUGCUCAAGCAGCAACUGCAGCACUACAUAGACAUGUCAGAAACCCGUCUGGAUGACGUCAUUGGUCACUUCGAGGUGGCACUGGAGGGGCGCUCCUGCAAAGUACGAACGGAGGAAACAAACUUAGGCAACUUCUGCUCCGAUGUAAUUUUGGCCGCCAUGAACGCCGACUGCGUGAUCCUCAACUCGGGCACCCUGCGCAGCGACCGCGUCCAUCCGGCCGGCGACUUCACCAUGCGUGACCUGGUGACCAUCGCGCCCUUCAUGGACGGGCUGGUGCUGCUUCAGGUCAAUGGCGCCACUCUGCAUCAGGCGCUGGAGAACGCCGUCUCGAUGUACCCGCGCCUGGUCGGCCGGUUCCCGCAGGUGGCCGGCCUGUCGUUCGUCUUUGACCCGGACAAGGAGCCCGGUCAGAGGGUCGACGCCAGGUACGUCAAGGUCGGGGACGUGUUCGUCCAGCCCGGCCACCUGUACAAAUUGGCCACGAAGGAAUACAUGCACCACGGCAAGGAUGGAUUCACCUGUCUGGCCGAGGCCGUGGUGUUGCAAGACGCUGAGAACAGCCCUGUUCUGAGAACGGCCAUCUUGAAUCACUUCGACGCCAUCAACCGGCUGCGUGGCUACUGCGGCGCGCAGGCCGCCUUCAGCGCCCACCGGCAGUCCAUUGUGCCCACGUCUCGCAGAAACAGCCGACUGAAGAGUACCAUGGAGCUCAGUGGCUUCAAGAGGCCAGAGUCCACCCUCCUCAGGCGAAGCAGCACCAGCGUCAUCAACCUGCCGCCAGAGUCUUCGGUGCGGAGGAGGAACUCGGUGCAGGCGGCCACCGCGCUCACCCCGCACACCAUCAUGGACGCGCUGUACAACAUCGCGGACGACGCGGAGGCGCCGACUGCGCUCCAGCGGGGGCUCGGCGUGCUCAGCCAGCCGGCUGUGGCGGGCUCGCUGAAGGCUCGCCGCCUGGAGCACGACGUGGAGGAGUUGGAGAGCCGGGCGGCGCGGCUGGCUCCUGCGGUGGAGAACAGGAUCUGCAUCGCCACGCCCCAGGUGCUGGAGAGGGUCCAGGCUGAGCGAAACCUGGUGGACCUGGUGAACCGCGAUGACAGUGACAGCGACCAAUGAUCUGUCAGGCGCGUGACCUCGGCGACCGUCACAGGCACGUCUCGCCGGCCGCAGACCCCGACCUGACCUGUCCUCUCUUGUCCGUGCACGCCACGCAGAGGCGGCAGCCGUCCAGUCCUCGGAAGGAUCGACACGAACUGGAUACGACGGGGAGCAGUGGCUCCAUGGGCUUCAGGAUGCAUUGCUGUCGAGUGCGAUAGCCAAUCGCUAUGCCGUUUUUGGAUAUGCUGUUUAUCUGGGAGUUUGGGAAGCGGUGUCAAGAGCGCUCAAUAUGCAUAUAUCCAUUCGGACAUCACAGCAUAAUGGUGUUUUGCCGCUGUCGGCAUGAGAGCCUGCACCACACAUCCAGACGUGCCUUAAAUGUAUACCGCUUUGGGUUCGUGCAUGUCCCCGGUGUAUACCGUUAUUGCUCAACCAAAUAUUUGGUCAUAGACUAAGCCGUGCUUCCUCAUGAUAUAUUGUUUUAUUAUCGCCCAGGUGACGGCUCCAUCUUGUUAGUUAUGUCUCCGUUCAGUCUAAUAUCGUGAGUGUUGUUGCGAAAUAUAGCGCGUCACUAGAA
Pollicipes pollicipes is the source of this 2883-nucleotide messenger RNA. Its product is annotated as snake venom 5'-nucleotidase. Gene Ontology annotation, biological process: nucleotide catabolic process. The transcript has 17 exons. The record is from RefSeq and is a predicted model, not a curated record. NCBI's taxonomy places the organism in Eukaryota, Metazoa, Arthropoda, Thecostraca, Pollicipedomorpha, Pollicipedidae. Gene Ontology annotation, molecular function: hydrolase activity. Bases 414 to 2324 code for a protein of 636 amino acids.